Ustilaginoidea virens is the source of this 270-nucleotide messenger RNA. RefSeq lists its product as uncharacterized. The transcript has a single exon. The record is from RefSeq and is a predicted model, not a curated record. The coding region runs from base 1 to 270 and encodes 89 amino acids. NCBI's taxonomy places the organism in Eukaryota, Fungi, Ascomycota, Sordariomycetes, Hypocreales, Clavicipitaceae.
AUGCCGGGCAAUUCCUGUGUGAUGAGUUUCUCUGCUCUCCCAGCCCCAAUGGGAAGCUCUACCCCUUUUUUUGUUUUGUGUGCGGAAUCGCGUGUUGACGAGGCUGAAAGAACCAUGUUUUUUCUAUUCACGCCACCCAUUGAGCAGAAGCAGAAGCAGAAGAAGAAGAAGAAGAAGAUGGAGACGGAGACGAAGACGAAGACGGAGAAGAAGAGGACGACUUGGUAUAAGGGCAAUGCUUCCCACUCGCUUGUGGUACACUGGCCAUGA